Penicillium cosmopolitanum is the source of this 1959-nucleotide messenger RNA. RefSeq lists its product as uncharacterized. NCBI's taxonomy places the organism in Eukaryota, Fungi, Ascomycota, Eurotiomycetes, Eurotiales, Aspergillaceae. The record is from RefSeq and is a predicted model, not a curated record. Gene Ontology annotation, molecular function: oxidoreductase activity, acting on the aldehyde or oxo group of donors, NAD or NADP as acceptor. The transcript has 4 exons. The coding region runs from base 1 to 1959 and encodes 652 amino acids.
AUGGAUUUGAUUUCACAGAUAUGGGAGAUCGGUAGCCCAGAAAGCGCCAGGGAUUACCUGACGAGUCUUGCAAAAGAGCCAAUUCGUCUACAAAACUUUAUUAACAACAAGUUUCAAGACCAGUCAAAAGCAAGCAGCUGGAUAGAUUCAUUCGAUCCUCGAUCUGGAAAGCCCCUCGCUCAGAUUCCGCGCAGUACCACUUCCGACGUGGACCUCGCUGUAGACGCAGCCGCCAAGGCAUUUCCUUCCUGGUCCCAGGUUUCACGGCAAGAGAGAUCGAAUAUUUUGCUGCGCAUUGCGUCUGUAAUUUGCAGCAAAAAAGAGGUUUUUGCGACGUGGGAAAGCAUUGACCAAGGGAAAUCACUAGCUAGAGCCAAGGUUGAGGUAGAACGUGCAAUCUCCAACUUCCGAUACUUUGCGACGUAUAUUCUACAUGAUGAAGGAUCUGUCCGUUUUAUUGACGGCCAGUCAAGUACUCUAACAUACGAGCACCGGUCGCCCGUGGGAGUAUUUGGACUUAUUUCGCCAUGGAACAUGCCUUUAUAUCUCCUCACAUGGAAGAUUGCUCCCUGUAUCGCGUUUGGAUGCACAGGAGUAGCUAAACCUAGUGAAGUCACAAGCAUUUCUGCAUUUUUACUUGCUGAAGCGCUCCGACAGGCAAAUCUGCCUCCUGGAGUAAUGAAUAUCAUAUUUGGAGACGGCCCCAGGGCAGGCUCAGCACUCGUCAAGUGUCCCCGUGUGCGAGGAAUUUCGUUUACCGGUGGAACUAGUACUGGUAUUCAAAUUCGACGGGAAACAGUCACUGAUAUCGGCAAACACGUCUCACUAGAGCUUGGUGGGAAGAAUCCGACAUUGAUUUUUGACGACGUCAACUUGGCCCAAGCCGUUCCUCUUGCCGCAUCAGCUGCAUUUGAGAAUAGUGGCCAAAUUUGUUUGUGUGGUUCGCGAAUAUAUGUGCAGAGCAACAUCUUUGACAGCUUUUUAUCUACAUUUGUGGAAUACGUGAAGGAAAACUACCAACUUGGACAGACCAUCGGACCUGUCGUUUCGCGAGAGCAUUAUGCCAAGGUCAGGUCCUAUCUCAAACAUGCACAAGAAGAAGGUGCGGCUUUCUUCACCGGUGGGGUACCAGAAGAAGACCCUAAGCAUGGCUACUGGAUAGCUCCGGCCGUGCUUGGUAAUCUUCCUCAUGAUAGUCGGGUGAUGCGCGAGGAGAUUUUCGGACCUGUCGUUUCGAUUUGUUCAUUUGAGACGGAGGAAGAAGCAAUUCAACUGGCAAAUGAUAAUCCAAAUGGACUUUCCAGCGUUCUCCUGACCCAGGAUGUAUCUCGAAUGCGCCGAGUCGGAGAGCGAAUCGAUGCUGGAUUGGUGUGGGUUAACUGUUGGUUAGUACGGGAGUUGAGCACUGCUUUUGGAGGAAUGAAGUCAUCUGGAGUUGGUAGAGAAGGGGGCGCCCAUAGCCGGGAUAUUUUCACUAAUCUUCGCACGAUUCAUCUUCUCAUGUCGCAAAGCAUUCCAUACUUCCGCCCUGCCGCCCAUGCCCAAGGGCUGGCCAACUACCCACACGCGCGUACUGUGCAGUCUGCCGACGGAAAGGGCUCAUAUGUCUACGUUUCAGGAACUUCAUCUCGGCGCGGUGAUGGCACAUUUGUGGGUGCUACCGCAGCCGCCGAUGGCAUUAUUGCCUUAGACAUCCGACAGCAGACCGCAGCCGUGUUGUCCAACAUCGACGCAAUCAUCAAGGGGGCCUCGGAUGGCCGGGCAAGCAUUCACGAUACGGUCGACGCAACAAUUUUUCUCACGAACAUGAAGGACGAUUACACUGGAAUGAACUCCGAAUGGGAUAAAGUUUGGCCCGAUCGCAAUACAGCCCCAGCGAGAACAACAGUCGAGGUGCGAGCAUUGCCGAGGGAAGAGAUAAUUGUGGAAAUCAAAUGUACUGUUUAUUAUCCCCAUUAG